AUGCUGUUGACUGUACUUUAUCGUUAUUUGUCUUUCUCUCCUUCAUCGUGUCAUCAAGAGUUUAGCAGUGAUGGCACAAAACACGGCACGCUAACUUCUCCACACUUUCCUUCUCCUUAUCCACCGAACACACACUGUCACUACGAGUUCUUCGGCCGGGGAAAGGAAAGAGUUAGAUUAAUAUUUCAAGAUUUCUACUUGUAUAAGUCCGCCGAUGGUUCCGUAGACUGCACAAAUGUGGACUCUUUGCAAGCAUUCAUCUACGUCGACGGACGGUUAGAGAAGGUGGAAAUGUUUUGUGGAGUCAACCUGCCCAAGCCAAUUAUGUCCAAUGGACCGAAACUAAUGCUGGAAUUCCGAGGGACACAAUCUUCGAGAUAUGCUAGAGGAUUUAAAAUAUCUUAUUCGUUUGUAGAAAAUUUCGGAAUCAACACAGGGAGACAACUAAAAGAAUUCCCGUGUGCGUUCGUGUACAAUAGUAGUGAAGCCCGAAACGGCACAUUCGCUUCUCCGAAUUAUCCGGGCCAAUAUCCUCGGGAUACUGAGUGCACGUAUUUCUUCCAUGGCGGGGAAACUGAGAAGGUGCAUCUGCACUUCAGUAACUUUGACGUUGAAGGAAUCGAACCGUGUGAAGUGGUAACUGCUAGUGAUUACGUCGAAUUAUCGAACUCAAUGACUGAAGACAGUAGAUUUGGUAGAUUUUGUGGUCAAAAGAAAGAGUUCCACGUGGAAUCAGAGAGGAAUUUCUUCAAAGUUACAUUCCGAUCUAAUGAUAGAUUAGACGGGACAGGAUUCAAAGCUAUUUAUCAGUUUCUAGAAGUCACUGACGAAUACCAAGCCCCAAUGCAAGAUGAAUCAUCAAGCUCAGUGUGUAAGUAGACUUAGACUUUAUUUAAUAUAGUUCUCUGGGUUUAUACCGAAAGCAAGGAAAUUCAGAAAAUUAUGAAUUACCACCAAAUCAAGCAUUUUUUUUUAUCAACUGUUAAUAAAGUCGACAAAUAAAAAAGAUUCUAAUAGAUGAUAAUACUUUAAAUCAGAAAAAAAAGUAUUGCUUGUACUCUUGGUGUGCGGCGGGUUUUACGCACGCACCCCCGUUCGUAUGCGGUACGAUCAAGCAAUUCUCCCCGCCGGCUGUUCCCUUUGUACUUUUUCGCUUCUAUUGUUAACAAUACUGAACGGUUUAACUUCGGAUUUUUAUAGUAUUCUCAGAUAUAUUAACUAACAACUUAUCUAUUGAAAAAUGUAAAUAUAAAUAAAAUUUUCGUUUUUUCAAUGUACUUUCAAUUUCUACCAUCUUUUUUUUUGGUUUUUUAUCUCAUUUAAGAAUUUUUCCAUUAAAAACACAGUUUUGCUAUAUUUAAUCAAAAUAAUAAUAAAUCGGAGUCUUCAAUUCGAUGUCUUUUUUACGCUCUAUAAAACCCUUGACCACGGUCGGUGUAACCCGGUUGAAACGUCGGGAAAUAAAAAUAGGUGAAAAACCCAACUAUCAAUCUAUCGCGGUAAUACUCGUUUCAUACAAUAUUUUUUCCUCUGAAAGUGUUCUUAAUUCUUAUUUAGUUAUAGUAUUUGUAAAAUCAGCCAGCCCAUAAUAUUUACAAGGAAAUAUAACUCCGAACCAAACUUAUGAGCGAAACAAUCGUAAGGCGCGCGCCGUGUCUUGAGAUACACGCAUACCAAGGAUUAAUGUAAUUUUCCGAAUUUUCCCGCACUCGUGAUAACUCCAAAGCACCUUAAUUAUUAAGUGUAACAAGUUGAGUAAUAACUAAUGACUCACCAGCAUAUCAGAAACAAGGAGAUUUUCCAAAAAGUACAUACGGCUGCACGUCAGACUACCAUAAUACGUCACCGUGAUUGAUUUUGUAUUCUAGCUAUAUUAUGAAAUAAGGUUUUAAAAUAGAGUGUCGAAAUUUGACGGUUAUGUAUAUCCUGACGUGCUGUUAAGUCAAUAUCGAGAAUGAAAUAGUGUAUGGGGGCACUCAAUAAAAGUGGCAAUUGGGUGAAGACGAAAUGUUUUUCGAAUUCGUCCAUUCUACACAGACAGGACUAGAAAAUAAAAAACAUCAAACUAUAAAAUAUCAUAUUCGAAAAAGUUCGUAUUGCAGCUGAAUUAAAGCUACCUACUUUUAUUUUUUACUAAAAACUACAUAAUUUGGGAUCUAA
Diatraea saccharalis (sugarcane borer) is the source of this 2160-nucleotide messenger RNA. Lineage: Eukaryota; Metazoa; Arthropoda; Insecta; Lepidoptera; Crambidae. The record is from the annotation of a GenBank genome assembly.